This is a messenger RNA of Dissoconium aciculare CBS 342.82, 762 nucleotides long. RefSeq lists its product as uncharacterized. Lineage: Eukaryota; Fungi; Ascomycota; Dothideomycetes; Mycosphaerellales; Dissoconiaceae. The record is from RefSeq and is a predicted model, not a curated record. The transcript has 3 exons. The annotation marks the transcript as partial.
AGCUUCUCCUUGCAGCUUGGCAAUUUGCUGCGAUCCCUGUCAGCAUGCUGAAUAUCGUUUUUGGCCUAUGUUUCAUCGUUCAUCUGGCGACAACAUAUUGGAUCUCGUCCUCUUCCAGCGACAUUGUCUCAUUUUCGCGCUUGCUCAUCCCAACCUACGAGGUUGCCGAGCCGCGUGCCGACACAAUUGCGGCGUUCAUGUUUACCAUUCUCCGCUGGGAUCAUCUCUUCACAAUUAUCGCGUUCUGGGUGUAUGGUUCCUUCAGCGUUCUCACGAUGCGGGGCUCGGGCAUCAUAACCAGCAUGAGCGCGAUCAAGGCGUUCGGAGCUUUCACAUUAGCACAGCUUGCAACGGGACCUGGCGCUGCAUUGAUGGGACUGUGGCUCUGGCGCGAGAAGACCAUGCGUUUGCCUGUGCCAGGCCGUAGGUGAGCGAUGCUUUCAGGUGCCUGAAUGGCUGCACUGAUGUUCUCACGGCUCUCCGUUCGACGAGCAAUGAAUUGAUAUUUUUUCAUGACGUUCCGGUAUAUGGGCGAGUAAAGAUGAUUGUACGGGCGUUAGUAAUUUUCAUCAUGGGAUCAUCUCGCUCGGGGAUUACACAGCUCCAGAGUUCAAGGAACUUGCGGCACAAAUUUUGUGCUCAAUCUCAGCGCCUCGAAUAUGCUUGCAGCAGGUAAAAACAGCAUUGAUGCUUGUGGAAAUGUUGAGGAAGAACGAUUGAAUGAACUUAGACAGCAUGUCCCUAGGAUUGCUCGGGCUCGUA